Messenger RNA from Diuraphis noxia (Russian wheat aphid), 1382 nucleotides. RefSeq names its product putative ATP-dependent RNA helicase DDX56 (gene Ddx56). Gene Ontology annotation, molecular function: ATP binding; nucleic acid binding; RNA helicase activity. Gene Ontology annotation, cellular component: cytosol. NCBI's taxonomy places the organism in Eukaryota, Metazoa, Arthropoda, Insecta, Hemiptera, Aphididae. The record is from RefSeq and is a predicted model, not a curated record.
AUGGAAAAAGAUAUGAUUGAUAUGAAAGAACAACAACCUUUAUUAAAAAUACCGCCUGAUGUUAUUGUGGCUACACCAGCUAGAGCAUUGCUUCACUUACAAGGAAAAAACAUGACACUUAAAAAACUUCAAACACUGGUGGUCGAUGAAGCAGAUUUGGUAUUUUCAUUUGGCUUUGAAGAGGAAAUUAAAGAAGUUAUCAAAUUUUUACCAAAAACAUAUCAAGCUGUUUUGGCUAGUGCAACAUUAUCAGAAGAUGUUUUGGAAUUAAAAAAAUUACUUCUACGAAAUGCUGUUAUAUUAAAACUGCAAGAACCUGAUUUGGCUCCUUUAUCACAAUUAACMCAUUAUAAAUUGAAUGCUGAAGAAGAAGAUAAAGCAGUAAUUUUAUACUGUUGUUUUAAGUUAAAACUUGUGAAAGGAAAAACUAUAGUAUUUGUUAAUUCUGUAGAUAAAUGCUACAAGUUAAAAUUAUUUUUGGAACAAUUUGGUAUUCAUACCUGUGUAUUAAAUUCUGAACUUCCGGCCAGUUGUCGAUGUCAUACAAUCAAUCAGUUUAACGAUAAUAUAUAUGAUAUAAUAAUAGCAUCAGAUGAAAAAUUUUUAGAUGAAGAACAUGAAAUAACUUCAACUAAGACCAGUAAACGUAAACAUGAUAAAGAAUUUAGUAUAGCAAGAGGAAUAGAUUUUCAAUUUGUGUCAAUUGUUAUUAAUUUUGAUUUUCCACAAGAUAUUUACUCCUACAUACACAGAGUUGGUCGUACAGCGAGAGGAAAAAAUAAAGGCACAGCUAUAUCUUUUUUAAAUAUUAGAGAGCAAAAUUUAUUAAAAGAUGUAGAAGAUUACAUAAAACAAGGUAUUUCAGAACAAAACGACAUAUUCCAAGAUUUUAAUUUUAAAUUAGAAGAAGUCGAGGGAUUUAGAUACAGAGCUAAGGAUGCUUGGCGAGCUGUUACUAAAAUUGCAGUCCGAGAAGCUAGAUUAAAAGAAAUUAAAUUUGAAAUGUUAAACUCAAAAAAACUAAAACGAUAUUUUCAAGAAAAUCCUCGUGAUUUAUUGUCUUUAAGGCAUGACAAAGCUUUACAUACAGUGAAGUUACAAGAUCAUAUGUCAGAUGUUCCUGAUUACAUGGUACCUACUUCUUUAAAAGAAUAUAUAAAAACCCAAGAAGAAGAAGAUAAAGGGAUUAAAAAGAAAGAUAAAGCAUAUUAUAAGAAAAAACAAGUUGGUUACAAAAAGUUUCACGCAAAAAAAACCAAUCCUCUUGUUGGAAUGGAAUACACUGGAUUGAAGAAAACGUAAAUAAUUUGCAGUAUUUAAUAUUGUUUUUAUUAUUUUAGAGAUGUAUUGUUUUUACUAUUUAUUUUUAUUAAGUAAUUAAA